AGUUGGGAGCAGUGAAGGGGUGGAAGACUUGGGAGGGGGGAAGUUUGGUUUUGCAGGCGGAGAAAUGACGAUCGACGACGACAACUCUAUAUACGUGGGCGGACUCCCUUACAAUGCCACCGAGGACAGCAUCCGCAAGGUCUUCAAUUUGUACGGUGCCAUCGUCGCUGUUAAGAUUAUUAAUGAGCGGGGCGUUGGGGGAAAAUGCUAUGGAUUUGUUACCUUUACAAAUCCUCGAUCGGCAAUUGAUGCCAUUAAUGACAUGAAUGGCAGGGAUAUUGAUGGCCGAAUUGUUGUAGUAAAUGAAGUAAGGACCAGAGGUGGGAGAUCAAAUUUUGGUCGUGAAAGUUUUCGACGUAAUUCUGAAAGGGGCAUGGAUUGGGAUAGGGGCAGGGAUAGAGAAAGGGAUUAUGGUCAUGAUAAGGACCAUUUUCGGGAUCGAAACAUUGAUCGAUCUAGAGAUCAUGAUCGAGAGAGAGAAAGAGGACAUGAGCGUGCACGUGAUCACGAUCGAACAAGGGAUCGUUUCAUGGAUAGAAAUCGAGAUCAAGACAGAGACAUGGAGGACAAUGAGCAAGAACAUAGCAGAAACCAUGACCAGGAUUGGGAAAGAGACCGUGAGAUGGACUGGGAUCAAGAUAGGGAGAUGAACAACACCAACGAUCACGAUAAAAGUGGAGACAAAGAUGAACACUCAAAGAAACGAAAUGGUGGUCGGCAUAGCAGAGGACUUUCAUCAGAUUCAGAUGGUGAUUAUCAUGACCAGGUGGAAGAGGUGGAUAGAUCAAUUCAGAGGCGGGAAGAACUCCAAAAAGAGAUAUCUCAGAUGGAAGAGAGGUUGGAAGAGAAGCAACAACUUGUUUUGGACUUACAGAAAAAAUCCUUGAAAUUGGAGGGCGCAUUGACUGCUGCAAAGAAGCUAUCUUCACAACGUCAGUUGCAGUUGACCAAGCUGCAUAGAUGUUUUCUGCAAGUAAAAGAGAACACUGAAAGACUUAAAAGCUGUGAACAGGAACUCCAGACUGUUCUUGGUGCAGCAAUGAUGGAAAUCGACAUUGUUGAUGAUGUUGGCUUAAGAGAUGGUAUCCUAGAAAAUGGCAGAACAUGAUGUGGCAGUGAGCAGUAAUGCAGGCUGUAAAGUAUAUGCAGUUUUGCCUUUGGUAAUGAGUAUUCAUAUUUUCCUGCCAAUGUUGGCACAAAAUCUGCUGGCCUAUCAAACUUAUUAUCAAAUUCUAGAUGCAGGCUGUAAUGCAUUUGAUGGGGCAUUUGUGUUCAGUUUUGCCCCCUGUUGUCAAAAGUCAGAUUGUCCUGUAGAUAUCUGUUGUGAAAUUGCCAGUAUGGUAACUUACUAUUACCAAACAUGAUCUAACAUCGAAUUUUAUGGUUGAUAAGUCUCUCCUGUUUUAAUGUUGUUUUAUGGAAGGCCCAUUUGCUGAA
This is a messenger RNA of Vitis riparia (riverbank grape), 1437 nucleotides long. Its product is annotated as serine/threonine-protein kinase fray2. Bases 65 to 1108 code for a protein of 347 amino acids. The transcript has 9 exons. Gene Ontology annotation, molecular function: mRNA binding. The record is from RefSeq and is a predicted model, not a curated record. Lineage: Eukaryota; Viridiplantae; Streptophyta; Magnoliopsida; Vitales; Vitaceae.